This is a messenger RNA of Rosa rugosa (rugosa rose), 3463 nucleotides long. RefSeq names its product DNA repair endonuclease UVH1. The record is from RefSeq and is a predicted model, not a curated record. NCBI's taxonomy places the organism in Eukaryota, Viridiplantae, Streptophyta, Magnoliopsida, Rosales, Rosaceae. Gene Ontology annotation, molecular function: single-stranded DNA endonuclease activity; damaged DNA binding; single-stranded DNA binding. Gene Ontology annotation, cellular component: nucleotide-excision repair factor 1 complex. Gene Ontology annotation, biological process: double-strand break repair via homologous recombination; nucleotide-excision repair involved in interstrand cross-link repair; resolution of meiotic recombination intermediates. Bases 74 to 3181 code for a protein of 1035 amino acids. The transcript has 9 exons.
CAGUUAAGAGUGGCGCCUACAAAGUACAAACUCUCCCAAACCCUGAAAGAGUGAAACCCCAACAACUUCCGAAAUGGUCCAAUUCCACGAGCACAUAAUCGCCGACCUUCUCGACGAGCCGCCCAACGGCACCGGCCUGGUGAUCCUCUCCUCCGGCCUCUCCCUCCCCAAACUCAUCUCCUCCCUUCUCCUCCUCCACACUCCUUCUCAGGGCACCCUCCUCAUCCUCUCUCCCCACAACCCCUCCUCCUUCAAAUCCCAACUCCUCCACCACUUCCACCCUAACCCCAUCCCCGAAAUCACCGCCGACCUCCCCGCCACCCACCGCAACUCCCUCUACUCCUCCGGCAACCCCUUCUUCAUCACCCCCCGCAUCCUCAUCGUCGAUCUCCUCACCUCCCGAAUCCCGACCUCCCAGAUCGCCGGCCUCGUCAUCCCCGCCGUCCAUUCCCUCUCCGAGACCUCCACCGAGGCCUUCAUCGUCAGGAUCUUCCGGUCCCUCAACAAGACGGCGUUCGUCCGCGCGUUUUCCGAUAAGCCGCACGCGAUGGUCUCCGGGUUUGCGAAGACGGAGAGGACGAUGAAGUGUUUGUAUAUGAGGAGAUUGCAUCUCUGGCCGAGGUUCCACGUGGAGGUUUCGAAUGAGCUGGAGAGGGACGCGCCGGAGGUGGUGGAUAUUAGGGUUCCGAUGACGAAGUACAUGGUGGGGAUUCAGAAGGCGAUUCUUGAGGUCAUGGAUGCUUGCUUGAAGGAGAUGAGGAAGACGAACAAGGUCGAUGUGGAGGACUUGACUGUCGAAAACGGGCUGUUUAAGUCGUUUGAUGAGAUUGUGAGGAGGCAAUUGGAUCCGAUUUGGCAUACAUUGGGGAAGAAGACCAAGCAGCUUGUGUCUGACUUGAAGACCCUCAGGAAGCUCUUGGAUUACCUUGUUAGAUAUGAUGCGGUAACUUAUUUGAAGUACUUGGAUACACUGAGAGUGUCGGAGAGUUUUCGAUCGGUCUGGAUAUUUGCAGAGUCGAGUUAUAAGAUAUUUGAGUAUGCAAAGAAGAGGGUUUAUCGAUUUGUCACAUCCGGUGGGGUGGAUUUGAGUGAGCAGAGUAAGAGUUUGAAGGGCAAGAAGAGAAAACUGAAGGGGGAUGAUGAUAAAGAGCAAGAUGUUGGUGGCACUUCAACGACCAGUGUAGUUUUAGAUGAAGUUUUAGAGGAGCCACCAAAGUGGAAGGUCUUACGUGAGGUUCUAGAAGAGAUAGAAGAAGAAAGACAAAAGCAUGCUUCAUCAAGAGAAGAACUUCUGGUUGAAGAUGAUGUAGAAGAUAGUGACAUUGUUCUAGUGGCAUGCAAAGAUGAACGAUCAUGCAUGCAGCUUGAGGAUCUCAUCAAUAAUGGUCCACAAAAGGUCAUGCGGGAAGAAUGGGAAAACUACUUGUUGGGCAAGGGACAACUGCGUGACUUGCAUACACGCUAUAAAAAGAAACCAAAGAAAGCCAAAGGUUUUGGUAUUCUUGAUGGAGUUGUUCAGACAACCGCCCCCCAGAAUACAGAAGCUAGCAGCAUAAACAAGCAGGAACAUGAUGCUCUUUUGGCUGCAGCUUCUGCAAUUAGAAAUCGAGCUAAAAAAGAAGAUGCUAUUGGAGAUGAUCCCCAGCUUAUUGUUAGUGGCCGAGGACGUGGAAAGGGAAAGGGGAAAGUGGUUCCUGCGAAGUCUCCACAAAAUGCAGAAGCUAGCAGUGUAAACAAGCAGGAACCUGCUUCAGGAUCAGAAGUUAGAAAUCAAACUAAAAAAGAUAAUGCUGUUGGAGAUGAUCCUCAACUUCUUGUUGGGAAGGGGCGCGGAAAGGGAAAAGGAAAAGGAAAAGUACGGAACAGAAAAGGCGCAGCUAGUGUUAAGACUUUGGGGAAUAAAGUCGGCAGUGAUGAUAAAAAGGAAGAAACAAAUGAUACACUAGUUAUUUCUGAUUCAGAAAAUGAAGGCCACGCAGAUGAAAUCCAUCAGUCAGCCGAUUCCAGUGAAGCUGCUUUCCAGGGUGACCCUGUAGGUGAAGGGGUUUUGAGGAAGCAUACUGGACAGCCUCAUUCUACUGAAUCGAGAACUGCUAAGCCACUACCUCCGGUGCACUUUUAUGCUCUCGAAAGUGGUCAACCUAUACUUGACAUUUUGAGACCUUCUAUGAUUGUUGUUUACCAUCCAGAUAUGACUUUUGUCAGGGAAAUUGAAGUCCAUAAAGCUGAGAAUCCCUCAAAGAAGUUGAAAGUAUAUUUUCUUUUCUAUGAAGAUUCUUCUGAGGGUCAAAAGUUUGAGGCAAGCAUUAGAAGGGAGAAUGGAGCAUUUGAAUCUUUGAUCAGGCAGAAGUCACUGAUGAUGAUACCAGUUGAUCAGGAUGGAAACUGCAUGGGAUUGAAUUCUUCUCUAGAACCCGAAGUGUCUUCCCAAAACUCUAUAACUAGAAAAGCAGGGGGAAGAAGGGAGGUUGAGAAACAAAUGCAGGUCAUAGUGGACAUGAGGGAGUUCAUGAGCAGCCUUCCAAACGUUCUCCACCAGAAGGGCAUGCGCAUAAUACCUGUGACCUUGGAAGUUGGGGAUUAUAUCCUUUCUCCAUUAAUAUGUGUGGAGAGAAAGAGUAUUCAAGAUCUUUUUAUGAGCUUCACAUCAGGCCGCCUAUAUAACCAAGUCGAGACUAUGGUGCGCUACUAUAGAAUACCUGUCCUCCUGAUUGAAUUUUCACAAGACAAAAGCUUCUCAUUUCAGUCUGCAAGUGAUAUUGGGGAUGAUGUCACGCCAAAUAGUAUUAUUUCUAAGUUGUCGUUGCUUGUUCUACAUUUCCCUCGGCUACGAAUCAUCUGGUCUCGCAGUCUGUAUGCUACUGCUGAAAUCUUCACUACUCUCAAGGCAAAUCAGGAUGAACCUGACGAGACAAAAGCAACUAGAGUCGGUGUACCCUCUGAAGAUGGGAUCAUAGAAGAUGACGUGAGGGCUGAAAAUUACAAUACAUCUGCCGUGGAGUUCUUGAGGCGACUCCCAGGUGUGACAGAUUCGAAUUACAGGGCUAUAAUGGAUGGUUGUAAGAGCUUGGCAGAACUUGCUCUUAUGCCAGUGGAGAGGCUAGCCGAAUUAAUGGGUGGUCAUAAAGCAGCUCGGACGUUGAGAGAGUUCCUUGAUGCCAAAUAUCCAACCCUGUUAUGAAGCUUCCUCAUACCAUUGCAAUUGUACAGUUAGAGCUUAGAACGUAAGAAGUAGCGCCAUUUAUUUUAUUCAUUGAGAAAUUUUUCAUUUGCAUCUUCUUGUUGUAUUGAAGUUUUGCCUACCAUUUUCCAUUGUCAUUCAUUGUAAUUUACAAAAUUGAACAGAGUUACUUUGCCAUGCCAUUGGCAAUUCAUUAUACUAUUAGAAAUUAGAAUUUGUAGUACUCAUAAUAUAAAUACAAAUGUUAAGGUUUUCCUUUCUCAAAUUUUUCUUUCGUAGAUC